Moneuplotes crassus is the source of this 396-nucleotide messenger RNA. Lineage: Eukaryota; Ciliophora; Spirotrichea; Euplotida; Euplotidae. The record is from the annotation of a GenBank genome assembly.
GAUUAAUUUCAUUAUUAGGAAUAAUUUAUUAGGGAUAUCACAGCUUUUAGGAAGUCUUUAUAGAUGCUUUAAUAGACUUCUUGAAAGAAGGUGAUGUCGCCUGUCCUCACAAGGACGAUCUUAUUUAUAGAGCAGGUGAUCGACCCUGUUCAACAGUGUGAGCAUUUACUGGCUCUCAUCAGCAGUGCUUCUAUCAUCGUUGUACUUAACGAUUCUUGCUUUCUUAUUAGCGAUAUAGGUAACCUUGAGAGGAGUAGCUGUCUCUAGAUCAUCAAGUGUGAAUGCGUUCAGCUUUUUCAUCACAGACAAUACUUUGGUGUCCAUUGACUUUGCUUUUCUGGUGGGCUGUCUCUUAUUUUCCAUUUUAGAUUAUUUAUUAUUUAAUUUCUUCUUCUU